Messenger RNA from Punctularia strigosozonata HHB-11173 SS5, 2494 nucleotides. RefSeq lists its product as uncharacterized. Gene Ontology annotation, molecular function: SUMO-specific endopeptidase activity. The transcript has 13 exons. Bases 29 to 2332 code for a protein of 767 amino acids. NCBI's taxonomy places the organism in Eukaryota, Fungi, Basidiomycota, Agaricomycetes, Corticiales, Punctulariaceae. Gene Ontology annotation, biological process: protein desumoylation. The record is from RefSeq and is a predicted model, not a curated record. Gene Ontology annotation, cellular component: nucleus; cytoplasm.
GGAACGGAGAGGCGGACUCGCGAGCGGGAUGAAGUCACGCAAUCCGAAUGCCCGUUCCAACGACACCGGCGCGUCCAGCGCUAAGUCUCGUGCACGGCCUGAUUCGCAACGGUCAAAACCGCGAUCGCAAGCGCGAGGUCAAAUAUCCGAAACCGCUCUUCCUCUGCAGUACUGGUACCGUGGUCUCGAGCGGAGGAACACUGAAGGUGAUCACAACUGGUGGCUUGUCUUGCAAGCCUCCGGGCGGCUCGUUGUCCAGAGUCGGUCGCCGGAGUCCCAAUUAUCAAAGGAAUCGUUCGAAUUUGAGUGCGAUCGCGAAAUUGUUCAUAUCGAGUACUGUGAGGGACCGAAAGUUCCAUUCAUCUCGAUGCAAACGCUUCCUUCCGAUCAGCAACGGAAGACCCCAGGCAAGUUCGUACCGGGCUCGCAAAACUGGGUUGGCCGACUAGUCUUCGUCAUUGAAGAGCGACAUCCGAAUACUACGGAAUUCAAUGCCAUGAUCAGGAAGCUCGGGUCUUUCUUCGAGAAAAGAUCAGUUUGUAGGAUCAAUUUCGUGACGGUGAAGUCGAUGCUCGAAGCCAUACAGGCGACAGCGGAGCGUUCGAAGCCGCCACCGGGGCUCGAAUCGGAUAACCUCGGAGGUUCGAAUCACAGGGCACAAUCAGCGUCCCGGAAGGCGUCUGGGCUGGAGACUGAAGAACUCGACUCCGAAACACCAAGACUGGUCCCUCCGGAGGCUAAGCGGCAACCAAAGACGUACUCCAGUGACAGGGCCAGAGCGGGGGGUAGUGCCGCAGCGCAGCUCACACCUUUGCGUCGUUCAACUCGUCAUUCAUUACCAAACGGUAGACAAACCCCUACACCUGCGGUUGAUCCUGAGGAGAUUAUCCUGGUAUACCCUCUGAACGGCACUGGCGCCGGCAAAGUUACAAUCACGCGAGGUGACGUCAGCCGACUGAAGCCCGGAGAGUUCCUGAACGACACUUUGAUCGAGUUUGGUCUCAAGUUCUGGCUCAACGAGCUACGAGCCAAGGAUCCGGAUCUCGCGGAUCAAGUUCAUGUCUUCAGCUCCUUUUUCUUCAAAAAGUUAGACAACAGACGCGCCGAAGACGGAUAUUCUAGCAUACGCAAAUGGACGUCGAAAGUCGAUAUUUUCAAGAAAAAGUACAUAAUCGUGCCUAUCAAUGAGAACUUUCAUUGGUAUCUUGCAAUUAUCUACCAACCAGAGUACAUUCUUUCGCCGCCUCCGCCCACGCCUCAAAAGGUUGUUACCCGCGCCCAAAAGCGGAAGUCAGACGCACUUGAGGUCGAGACAGAAACAUCUAUCACCACGGAUUCCCCGGAGAUUGAGAUUGAGAAGCCUGAACAGACCGAUGACAAGGACGAGUCCAAACAUCAACGGUCCGAGUCAAAUCAUUCUCAGUCGACGCAGUCAACGCAACUUGCGAGCGAACAAGACGUACAGGAAUUGCUUGGCUCCAUGUCGUUUUCUGAGUCGCGCCCCGACGCAUCGCCGAUGGAAGACCAACAGGAUUCCUUACCCCAGUCACCGUUGGAGACACCUGGCAUGGAGCUUGACAAACCUGAAGCUGAAGAAGCCCCGGGUCCUGUCAACAAUGAUGGAAGUACCAUUUCUCCUGUCUCCUUCUAUGGCAAGGGACUGAAGAGGAAGGCGCCGCCGAGCGAGGAAGAGACCCAAACGAACGUCACCACCUCAGCCAACACCGAGCACCCUACUACAUCUAUUUUUAUCUUCGAUUCGCUCCGAUCAGCUCACCCGAAAGCUGUGAGGAUACUUUCAAGAUACUUGGAGUUGGAGGCGCGGGACAAGAAGCAAAUCGAGAAUACAAGCAAGCCCCGCGCACAAGUAGCACAGGUCCCUGUUCAACCAAAUUCCUGCGACUGUGGUGUUUACCUACUGCAUUUCGCGAAAACCUUCAUGGAAGACCCGGAGAGGUUUGCAGCACUGAUAUGGGCACCAAAGAAGUCGAUCACCUACAAGGAUAGUUCGGAGCAUUGGCAAGGCGAGGCUGUCAGUACGAUGCGAGAAGAAUACAUAGCGAAGAUCGAGGCCCUGUCUGAAGAAUGGCGGAGGAUUAAGGACGAAGAUGCGAAACGGAGAGGGGAAACUACUGGCGAAGACAAGAGGUCCGGCGGGGACGGUGAGACCGUGGACAGCGAUUCCGACAUCGAGAUCGAAGAGGUCAAAACCGUUGAGGAAGCCAGGCCUUCAAAUUCGCGCAAACCCAGACAUCGUGCGAGGCGAACAGGCGGAGCACCGAAGCAACGAGAACAACCUGUCCAACAGGAAGCUACUCGUUUACGUGGUUGAUGCAGAAUGUCCGCACUGCUUUCAUUUCACUUCUUUUUGUUGCAUGCUAUCUUGGGGUUCUAUUUUCAAUCGCAUCUCGUGCGUUUAGCACCUUCACUCUUUCACAUAGUCAAUGACAUGAUAAUAUAUGCAUCCUCUCCUAAUGUAUAUUAUCGAUGAAUG